Messenger RNA from Odontomachus brunneus, 4598 nucleotides. RefSeq names its product zinc finger protein 680-like. Lineage: Eukaryota; Metazoa; Arthropoda; Insecta; Hymenoptera; Formicidae. Bases 820 to 2352 code for a protein of 510 amino acids. Gene Ontology annotation, molecular function: RNA polymerase II transcription regulatory region sequence-specific DNA binding; DNA-binding transcription factor activity, RNA polymerase II-specific. Gene Ontology annotation, biological process: regulation of transcription by RNA polymerase II. The record is from RefSeq and is a predicted model, not a curated record. The transcript is spliced from 3 exons. Gene Ontology annotation, cellular component: nucleus.
GAGAGAGAGAGAGAGAGAGAGAGAGAGAGAGAUUGCGACAAUAAGAGCCAGACAAAAUAUUUUUUGAGAGUCUCUGGGAUUGUGCUGAGGGAGAAUCGUUGCGAAGAAAGAAUCACUGUCGGUACAGAAGCAUAGAUUUUGGAUAGUGGAAAGCACUUAGGAGGUUCGUUCGUGUUAGCUGCACUUUCAUGAACUUUCCGCGCUCACGACAAGGCAAAUACUCCGGAUUACAUAGGAUUAUAAUUGAAAUUUAUCGUAUACUUGAGAGAAAAAUGUGAAACGAAGAAUACAGGUUAACACUGCGCAGCUGGCACGAACAGAGCCGAGGUGUUCGUCGAGUCCUUUCUAUCUACUUUCGGCGAACGAACGAACGGACAGACGAAGGAAAGGCGGUGCAGUAGUAAGCGACUGGUCCAAGUACGGCUGCUCCAACGAGGGUCGGAGAUCUGUCAGCUUCUGGCUCGUCUCGGAGAACAGCUGAUUCAGCCUAAUCGAGCGUCGGUGAAAUGCCAGUCUGUUCGAAUUCUGCAAAACAAACGCGCGAUGAGUGUUAGCGAGGUGUCCGAGCGGCCGCCAGGACGGUAAAUAAAGAACCACGCAUGUGGAAAAAUCAAUGAGGGUGCAACGUGAGGAGCGUAUCGCGCGAAAUUGCCGAGACUGCCGAGACGCGGCCGACGAUUACGAAUACGCGAGAGAGCAUCGCCGCCAGGUUAUGUUGCGCGACGUCUGUACGGCCGUAACGUCACACGCACGCCACGACCGUAGGCGAGUGCGUGUGCGCGCGGCACAAUAACAGAGAGGCGACGUGGGUCCACCGAGAUGUUGACAUUAGACGAGACCGAACACGAGAACAUGCCGAAGAAGGCCGGGAAGAGUCGGGAGGAGAAGAAGAGCAAGGCUGAGAAACGGAACAGGCGUGCUGCCAGCAGCGGGCGUAAGCUGAGGAGCAGCUUAGCUCAUCCUCCUCACAAGAUCAAAUCCGAGGAGGAGGAAGCGACCAUGCAGCUCUCGUAUCAUGAGAAGGACCCUAUAGCUUCCAGUGUCUCCAAGGAGAUCAAAGUGGAAGCCCCUUCGUCCAAUGAGGACGAGUAUAUAAUACUGUCUCACUUGGAGUCCCUCAAGGACGCCGAACUGAACGCAGAGGAGCAAUGUAUGCAAAAGAUCUCCAAGAGUCGACUCAGGCAGAAGCGUCUCAACAAGAUGAUACUGCUAAGAAAAUGUGCUGCUAAUCGCAACAAUCUGCCAACGGUGAAGACUGAGGACGAGUCCCAUGAGAACACCUCCUUUGAGGAAGAUGGUCGUGUCCCUAAUAUUGAAAAUCAUAUAUAUGAGAAUGAUGUGGAGGAGCAGCAGAUGGAUGCCAAGGUUAAGCGGGAAAAGAUCAAAUGGUCAAAGAAAUUGCAUCCGCUGUCUCUUUAUUACACAGACAGGAGCAAGCCUUACCUGAAGUGUCCCGCGUGCGGUGCUAUGUUUUUCUGCUCAAACACGUAUCAGAGGCACUUGCUCUCGCACAUGCAGAAAACUGUUACGUGUGCGACCGAGAAUUACGUAUGCAAUUUUUGCGACUAUACGCAUACAGAGCCUGGUAUGCUGUUCGCUCACUUGGCCAAGCAUCAAAACCAGUGUGAGGCCUGUAACGAGAGCCUGCUGCGCAAGGAUAACUUCGAGAAGCACUGGUACCAGUGCUCCUUGGCGUUCAGCCUGAAACGCGAUCAUCACGGUAAAUUCGUAUGCACGAUAUGCGAAUUGGUGUUCGACCUCCUGGCUCAAUUGGAGAAACAUUGGUUCAAGCAUACCUGUAAGAAGCAGAAGUCCUACCAGUGCAAUGAGUGCAACGGUCUCUAUGAGACCAUGGAGACCCUGAAGAAUCACAAGUGUCUCAAGUGUCCGGUCUGCGGCGAGGUCUAUGAGAGCCUGCACCGGCUGAAGAUUCACACAAUGUGGAUGAAGCAUUACUUGAAGUGUCCCAUCUGCUCUUACGAGUUCAUCCUCUCCACGGACCACGAGAAGCACUUGUCCUUACACAGAAAGGUGUACCAGCCGAUGAAGGAUUAUAUGCACUGUCUGCGCGCGGCCGACGGUAAAACCUUUCAGUGCAAUCUCUGCGACAAAAUAUUCUACGCCUUACCGGCCCUCCUGUCACAUCUCACUGAGGAGCACGACGUGAAGACCGUGAAGACGGAAGAGACUGACACGGAAGACAAUUUCGAGCUGAAGGGAGACAUUAUCGACAUAGUGGUGGUUCCUGACUUCAAAGAUUCUGUCAGCUAUUCUGACAGCUGUAGCGACACGAACCCGUUGCAGCAGGACACCGAUGUGGAGGAUCAGGCAGACUACGAGCUCAAGUCGUGAAAAUGAAAAACAACAACUUUCAUUGUGAGCCGUUGUUAGCAGCUUUUACUGUCACAACCACACAGGCGUAUUCUCAUCAAAUAUUGAUACUCAACAUAAACUGAACUAUCAAAAUAUGAGACAACAAUUGCAAGUGCCGCCAUUACGAAGCAGUAGACCAGAAGCAAUUUAUCUGGAAACGCUAUUUUUCAAGGUGCAUCAUUUUGCUUCGAGAUUUUUGAUAUCGAUUUAUAUGAACCGAGACGAUCGUGUUGAUUUGAAGUACAGAAACGUGCUGUAUUCUCCCUUCAUCUUUUUCGUUAAGCAAAAUAUAUAUCGAGACAAGAGGGUAACGAUAAUUAAACGCUAUAUUAGCAAUCCUAAAGUAGAUAUUAACAAAACGGAUAGCUGCUGUGAGGCGAUCGGAAUAGCAGAUAUUUUCGGACGAACCUAAGUCUCUCUCUCUCUCUUUCUCACUCUCUUUCUUCCUAUACAUCUAUUUAAUACGCGCUGGCGAGCGACCAUUUCUCACACUGCAUUCUCUUUUUCUUUUCUCUCACAUAAGAUGGAGACGCACUUUGUGAAACAUCGUCGCUCGCGGGCACAUGUUAAACACCGUUUUUUUACAGCUCCGUUCUUCACUACUUACACAGAAUAAAUACAAGUUAUAUUUGUAACAUAAAUACAUUCCGCUAUCAUACGCGAUGCGCUCCUCUUAAGCGGAUUCUACUUGUUUGAAAAAUUCUUGCAUCACAGUUGUAAUUAAUUUCUGUGUAAAGAUAUAGACAGAUCACAUGUUAGGUUUUGAACCUCAUAUAAUAUGUAUAUAUUACCUAUGUAUCGCGACACAUAUAGUUUAUAUAACUUGUUAUUUCUUCGUUUUUAUAAUUAUUCCUACGUUGGAAUAUUAUAAAAAGCGAUAUUCCGAGCUAUCAGUCCUGCUGUAGCCUGAUCAUGACGUCUCGCUACGUUAAUUAGCUUCGUUGAUUUUAUAAUAAAUUCGUAUCCGAAUCUGCUAUUUCCUAGAAUCUAAAUCGCAUAUUGCGCGCGCGCGCUCCCGACGAACUUACCGUUCUCGUGAUCGCAUGAAGUUACGUUUGGUAGCAGCAUAAGAAACACGGAGCUAAACACGAUGCAUUUAUAACGUAUGGUUAAAUAUCGAAAACACCUCGCAGGUUAUACAUCAUUAUUAUUAUUAUAUUUACGCGGAUUUCUCAUUCGCAUCCGCUCUCGUGUAUCGGGGGAGGAGAUAUUUUGCAGCGUGCGCUCGUAUGUAUAAGUCUAAUGUCGUAGGCCUACGGUACUAUACUUUACAUCGGCUCUGUUAUGUAUUCGUUUUGAAAAAUAAACGUUCAUUAGCAAUAAUAUUCUCCUUUGAUACACACACACCACAUAUACGCAUGCACACAUACAUACAUAUACACGCGCACACACAGAUACACAUAUGCAAACGGAGAGAGACACGCCACUUUAUAUCGCAUAUAUAUCGAGAGCAGCGAGAAAAGUAGCACCCUCGAGUCUUUUAUAGUUCAGAAAUUAGAGCUCAUGAACCGGCGUGUAAUUCGGCGUGUAAUUCGGCGUGUAAUACCGGCGUGUAAUAGCACAAAUUUUUCUCAUCCUAAAGAUAUCCUGACGACAUCCUAUGUCUUAAGGAUAUCCAUAGGAUAUCUAUAGAAUAUCAUGUGCUGCCUGGGUAUAACUCGAUUAAGAGGAACGGAUGCGAAGAAGUUGCGUCUGAAAGCUUUUAUGCCACGAAAAUGAAAAUCACGAUAUUUACUGAGCACGCAAUUAUUGUACAAUUACAUUGUAUAGCUCUUGUGUACCCCUAUAUGUAUAACCGCCCCCCGGCGCGUCCGUAACUCUUUCUCCCUCUGCCUUAGUAUUUUUCAAUACGUCUUUUGUUAAGAAAUCUCGCACCAAGUGCGCUACGCGUGAGUAGCAAGGCCGAAUAUUGAAGCUACUCGUCUAAUUGAGAGAACGUUAAAAAAAAAUCUUAUCUCUUUUGACAACGCCCAUACCCCGUUUGUAGUACCUAACCGUUGAUUCAAUCGACAGCCGUGAAAUCCAUUGUAUACGGAAAACGUUGUUACUUUUUGAUAUUCAUACGUCGCGCACGUCGUUAGCGCACGUAGCGUAGAGUUGCGUAUUCAAUAGGCAAUAAGUAUAUAUAUGCUUUAUUGUAUAAUUCGUCCGCUUCAAUAUUUACUUUUAUACUCAAAAUCGUCUUUCAGAGAAUAUUGUAAAAAUAAAAUUGGUUUUUCUCUCGA